CCCCACCUCCGCACCGUUGCUCAAAACCGCGGCCGCCAUCCUCGACUACCUUAGUCUUUGAACUAUGACCCUUGCGGUCUUCUGAAGUGAAUCCAUAACCAACGUUUUUAUUGUGUGUCUAGUUCUAAUUUUCCGUUUCGACCCCCUGCGACUGACCCCUGGAGGAGGACCUCCUGGAUCAUACUUUUAUCACAGGCAUUGUACAUAGUUGAUGCGUCGGUGAUAAAACAGUCAAACCAUGGAAGACGCCCACGCGAAAACAGUGGAGGAAGUUUUAAACUACUUCAAUGUUGACAAGGAUAGAGGUCUCACUCUUGACCAGGUCAAGAGGAAUCAGGAGAAAUAUGGACCCAACGAGCUUCCCACUGAGGAAGGAAAAUCUAUUUGGCAGUUAGUCCUUGAACAGUUUGACGAUCUUUUAGUUAAAAUCUUGUUGUUAGCCGCUAUUAUUUCUUUUGUUCUUGCGUUAUUUGAAGAACAUGAUGACCAGCUCACAGCUUUUGUUGAACCAUUUGUCAUUCUCCUUAUCCUUAUUGCCAAUGCUAUAGUUGGUGUUUGGCAGGAAAGAAAUGCAGAGUCUGCAAUUGAAGCUCUUAAAGAGUAUGAACCUGAAAUGGGUAAAGUCGUCAGGGGGGACAAGGCCGGUGUACAGAAAAUCAGGGCCAAAGAGAUUGUUCCUGGUGAUGUUGUUGAAGUCUCAGUUGGAGAUAAAAUCCCAGCUGACAUUAGGUUAAUCAAAAUAUAUUCUACAACAAUCAGGAUAGAUCAGUCUAUUCUCACUGGUGAAUCUGUCUCAGUAAUCAAACACACUGAUCCAAUACCUGACCCAAGGGCUGUGAAUCAGGACAAAAAGAAUAUUCUUUUCUCUGGUACCAAUGUUGCUGCUGGCAAAGCCCGUGGUGUUGUUAUGGGAACCGGCCUGAAUACUGCUAUUGGUAAGAUUAGGACUGAAAUGUCUGAGACUGAAGAGAUCAAGACUCCACUCCAACAGAAACUGGAUGAAUUCGGUGAACAAUUGUCUAAAGUCAUCUCUGUCAUCUGUGUUGCUGUCUGGGCCAUCAACAUUGGUCAUUUCAAUGACCCUGCCCACGGUGGAUCUUGGAUCAAGGGUGCUGUCUACUACUUCAAAAUUGCUGUUGCCCUGGCUGUAGCCGCUAUCCCUGAAGGUCUUCCUGCCGUCAUCACUACCUGCUUGGCCCUUGGUACAAGACGUAUGGCCAAGAAAAAUGCCAUUGUACGCUCUCUUCCAUCUGUUGAAACCCUCGGCUGCACAUCUGUCAUUUGCUCAGAUAAGACUGGCACACUCACCACCAACCAAAUGUCUGUCAGCAGGAUGUUUGUUUUUGAGAAAAUUGAAGGAUCAGACAGCUCUUUCUUGGAAUUUGAAAUCACUGGAUCUACAUAUGAGCCAAUUGGUGAAGUUUUCCUUAAAGGCCAGAAGAUCAAGGGAGCUGAUUAUGAAACUCUACAAGAAAUUGGAACUAUCUGCAUCAUGUGCAAUGACUCUGCUAUUGAUUUCAAUGAAUUUAAACAAGCUUUUGAGAAGGUCGGAGAGGCUACUGAAACUGCUUUGAUUGUUCUUGCUGAGAAAUUGAAUCCCUUCAAUCUUCCAAAGACCGGUUUGGACAGGAGGACAAGCGCUAUUGUUGUACGUCAAGAUCUUGAGACCAAAUGGAAGAAGGAAUUCACCCUCGAAUUCUCCAGAGAUCGUAAAUCCAUGUCCUCAUACUGCGUUCCCCUCAAACCCUCCAAGUUGGGAACUGGACCAAAACUGUUUGUCAAAGGAGCACCCGAAGGUGUAUUGGAAAGGUGCACCCAUGCCCGUGUCGGUAACACCAAAGUGCCAUUGAACGCCACCCUCAAGAACCGCAUCCUCGACCUCACCAGGCAAUACGGUACUGGGCGUGACACCCUUAGGUGCCUUGCUCUUGCCACCGCUGACAACCCAAUGAAACCCGAUGAAAUGGACCUUGGAGACUCCACUAAAUUCUAUACUUAUGAAGUUGGCCUCACCUUUGUCGGUGUUGUUGGUAUGCUUGACCCUCCAAGGAAAGAAGUUUUCGACUCCAUUGUCAGGUGCCGUGCUGCUGGAAUCCGUGUCAUUGUCAUCACUGGUGACAACAAGGCUACUGCUGAAGCUAUCUGCAGACGUAUUGGCGUCUUCGGUGAAGAUGAAGACACAACUGGCAAAUCCUUCUCUGGACGUGAAUUUGAUGACUUGCCAAUCAGCGAACAGAAACAAGCUUGUGCGCAUGCUAGGCUCUUCUCUCGUGUAGAACCUGCCCAUAAAUCCAAAAUCGUUGAAUAUUUGCAAAGCAUGAAUGAAAUCUCUGCCAUGACUGGAGAUGGUGUCAAUGAUGCCCCUGCACUCAAAAAAGCUGAAAUUGGUAUUGCCAUGGGCUCUGGAACUGCUGUCGCUAAAUCUGCAUCUGAAAUGGUACUUGCUGAUGACAACUUCUCUACCAUUGUAUCUGCUGUUGAAGAAGGUCGUGCCAUUUACAACAAUAUGAAACAAUUCAUCCGUUACCUCAUCUCCUCCAACAUUGGUGAAGUCGUGAGUAUCUUCUUGACUGCUGCUCUUGGUCUUCCUGAAGCUUUGAUCCCUGUACAACUUCUAUGGGUCAAUUUGGUCACUGAUGGUCUUCCAGCUACUGCCCUUGGUUUCAACCCUCCUGAUCUUGACAUCAUGAACAAGCCACCAAGGAAGAGUGAUGAAGGUUUGAUCUCUGGAUGGUUGUUUUUCCGUUACAUGGCUAUUGGUGGAUAUGUAGGUGCUGCCACUGUUGGUGCUGCUGCUUGGUGGUUCAUGUACAGCCCAGAUGGACCACAGAUGAACUAUUACCAACUUACUCACCAUCUUCAAUGUAUUGGAGGUGGACCUGAAUUCGCCGGAGUUGACUGCCACAUCUUCCACGACCCUCAUCCUAUGACCAUGGCCUUGUCUGUCCUUGUAACUAUUGAAAUGUUGAACGCCAUGAACAGCUUGUCUGAAAACCAGUCUCUUGUCACAAUGCCACCAUGGUCCAACCUUUGGCUCAUUGCUUCAAUGGCUCUUUCUUUUACACUCCAUUUCGUCAUCCUCUAUGUUGAAAUCCUUUCCACUGUAUUCCAAGUGACACCACUGAAUGGGGAAGAAUGGCUUACUGUUAUGAAAUUUUCAAUUCCAGUUGUGCUUUUGGAUGAAACCCUUAAAUUUGUUGCCAGGAAGUUUACCGAUGUUGGAGAGCCUGUUGUCAUAAGGAAAUAAGGCUGUGAAGCAGGGUGACGUACAAGACAAAUUCAGUUUUGUGUAUUCUGGUAGAUUAAAAAAAAGAUCAACAUUAGAUUAUCCAUUAAUUAUGUAAAGUGAUAUUUAAGAAUCAGUCGAUUUAUGUUUCAUUUCCCCCUAAAACUUACUUAGAAGAAAAUAAAAUCAAAGUGUACCUUUUAGUUUCCUUUUACUGCUUUUUGCUAUUGACCCAAUAGUUUUUGAACUAGAGUAAUUUUAACGCUUGUAUCUCGAAAGAGGUCUUGAUAGAAAAUUAAUGCUGAUAAGCCAUAAUAAGUUAACACAAAAAAAUUAUAUAAAUCUUCAGUUAACGUAUAAAUUUUAGCUGCAUUGAACAAACAAAUAGAAAUACAAAAAGCAUUUUUUUUAAAUGUGGUGCCUUAUUUUUUGGCAAUUAUAUAUAUGCCAAUAUACCAGAUAAAAGACCAACUAUUGCUAACUUUCAAUUAUUUAUAAAGAAACCAAAUGCUCAAUGUUGCUGCUUAAGUAGAUAUUUUGUGCAAAAAUUGUCCUGUUGUGUCAAGGCACAUAAAGAGAAAUAAAUUUGUUUAUUUUAUUAUCUGUGCUUGAACAUUCUUGAUUUUAAAUUCAAAACUUCCAUAUACAUACACUAAACUUAAAUUUUAAUAGAUCCUGAUAUCGAUGACGAAAGAAUCUUUACUGAAUGGUUAUUUAUAAAUUAAACGAAAGCUCAUUAGUUAGUGAUUUUACUAUACAUAUGUGAUUUUCAAAAGAUGAGCACCAUAUUAACAAUGUAAUAAUUUUUCAGGCUUCUUAUCUAAAUUAAAAUGCUUUGAGUGAAGGCGAAGUUUAUAAAACAUUUAAACAAUCUGGCGUUAGGCAGUGCUAUUCACUAAUUCAUAUUUACUUUACAGCUGGCUGUAGAGUAUUCUUGUAAUUGCUUUUUACAUUUACUUACUAACAAUUUUCUUUUGCAGUUGGCGAACAGGUUGUCCAGCGUUUCUAGAGAGUUCUAGAAAACAACAAUAAUUAAGCUUAAUUUUCUUUUUCACCCAUGCUCUCUUAUUUUUAAAAAAUGGAGGCAGGCUACCGCUUUUUGUUUAAUUCUGUAGAUUUCCGCUUCCUCCCAUUGCCCAUUAAUUUCCUUCAUCUGUAAUUUUUUGUUUCAGUAGUAGUUUUUUGUAUAUAUUUAAUAAUUAUUGUUAUUAUUCUGUACAUUUAAUUUUACAUCACCUUCAUGUGUGAAUUUUAGAGUUUAGUACUUUCAUUUUCUUUCAAUAAUUUUAAAUCAGGUAAUUAAAAAGAACUGCCUGUGAUUAUUGUGUCAAUGAUUAGAUCCAUUUUUUGAUCUUAUGAUUGAUUCGAUUUUGUAAGAAAAUUAAAAAUUAAAAAUGAUGAUGGUAAAUAAAAACGUUGGUUAUGUCGAUUCAAAAGGGGAGUUUCACUUUCCUUUGGGCCGUUAGGUUGUUAACAUAAGGUUUCACGGCCAAUUAGCCGUCUCAAGAUGGAUGAGUUUGCCAUGAAGGCAUAAUACCUUUCGGGAUGGCUAACGCAAUUAAUUUGGGGUACAAUGUAAGAAGUAUUUUCUAACAAAAAAACACAAAUCAUCCAUUUUUGUAAAGACUUUAAGUAUUUUUUACUUUUUGUGCCUCACUUUAAUGUAAAUAUAUAUUAAACAAAUAUAUACAAAAAUGUAAAGACACACCAGUAUUGUAAUAAAUCCACAAGCAUAAGUUCAUUGUUAAAGAUUAUUGUUAUUGAUAGAUAUUUUUUGUAACAACAUGUUUAACUAUCAAUAAAGCCUUACUGGAUGGUUA
Messenger RNA from Cimex lectularius (bed bug), 5046 nucleotides. RefSeq names its product calcium-transporting ATPase sarcoplasmic/endoplasmic reticulum type (gene SERCA). The coding region runs from base 239 to 3247 and encodes 1002 amino acids. Gene Ontology annotation, biological process: calcium ion transmembrane transport; intracellular calcium ion homeostasis. The record is from RefSeq and is a predicted model, not a curated record. Gene Ontology annotation, cellular component: membrane. Gene Ontology annotation, molecular function: P-type calcium transporter activity; ATP binding; ATP hydrolysis activity. The transcript has 17 exons. Lineage: Eukaryota; Metazoa; Arthropoda; Insecta; Hemiptera; Cimicidae.